This is a messenger RNA of Theobroma cacao (cacao), 9028 nucleotides long. Its product is annotated as nucleoporin. The record is from RefSeq and is a predicted model, not a curated record. Lineage: Eukaryota; Viridiplantae; Streptophyta; Magnoliopsida; Malvales; Malvaceae.
AAGGCAGCGAUGAAAAUUUGCGGAGUAGGACAUUUCACCUAUACGCAGGAUUGAGAAGUUUGCGUUAGAUCUAAGUGAAUAAACUACACGCCCACGACACGAAUACAAGCAACGGACAAUUUGCUCGGCCAAACUUUCUUCAGAAACAGAGCAAAUUUUGGCACCAAACAGCCUCAUUCACGGCGCCAGGUUCUCGACCAGAUCGCUGCAAUUCAAGGGGGAGAUCCUGAUGGUAAUUGAGACUUGGCCUUGAUUUCUUAAGGGGUCAGAGUGGGGAGCAAAAACGGAGCGGAUCGGAUGGACAAGAACAAGAGCCGUACCGAUCUGCUCGCAGCUGGACGUAAAAAGCUUCAACAAUAUCGCCAGAAGAAGGAUGGUAAAGGAAGUAGCAGUAAAGGAAAGUCUUCCAAAAAAUCAAACAAAUCUGAGCAGCAUGAAUCUGAUGCUGAUGCUGCAUCUUCUGUUGCCAAACCAACAGUCUCAUCACAGGUCUCUGAAGGGGAAACUGCAGAUGUUGACUUUUCAGUGUCACAGUCUAUGGAGAGUUCACUGCCUUCUGGGCUUGACACUGCAGCAGUUGUUACAUCACUGGAGCCCAUUGAAUCUGAGACAGACAAUGUCGAUACUGUAUUAGCCCAUAAUGGUGGAUUACCCAUUGAGGUGAUAGCCCCCGGUGAGCAUGAUGUUGAUUCUUCAGUCCCUAAUGGUGGGGAAAGUACGCAGAGUGUUGAUAGUGAGCUGUGCACAGAAAUAACUUCCUCAACUGCAGACAUCCCAGUUUUUGAAGGGGAAACAAAACAUGAUGAUGCUCCGCAUCCAUCUGCUUCAGUUGGUGCCACAGAAGGGACAGUGGUUAAACUUGAUGUGGUAGGUGUUAAUGAGGAAAGGGGGCAGAACCCACUGCUUUCAGAAGAUGAUUUUCCUGAUAUGUCCUUGUCUCAAGCAAGGGGAGAUCAGGUAACAGAUCUAGGGGCAAUGCAGGAAGCUAAUGGUAUGGGGUUGAACCAAUUUGAUAGAGGCGGUGAAACAGAGUUUGAAGUUGAUGGUAGAUUUCCUUCGUCUGAGCAUGGUGAAUGUGCUGAACCUCUCGAAGGGGCAACUUCAGAAGUAACUAGAAUGGAUGGGCCAUCCAGUGAGGCAGAGCAGGCCAUCGGCAGAGAUGAUGCGUCUGUAUUUACUGGGGCAGCCAGCAGUUCCCAAGCAGAUGGAAGUUUGGCUGUGAGUCCUCAGAUGAAAAAACUGGCUGAAGAUGUAAUACCCUGUUCACCUGUUGAAGAAGAACAAGAAAUAUGCUCUUCAUUUGAUGCUAUUGGUGGUGAAAAGACUGCAGAAGGAAAUCAGCAAUAUUUACCAGGGGGCUCCUUUGUGUCUUGGGGUAGAAGUCAUGAAACAUCUCUUCAGACAGAAGCGGCAAGUUCAUCAGAUCUGACUUUGUUUCUUGCCAGGGAUGGUUCUCUCAAACUCUCUCAGCUAGCAGAGGUGAUAAGAGGUCUUGAUGAAGAUGAAUAUAGGCUUCUGCUUAACUCUCAAGAAUUGGUUUCCAUUGCAAAUGUUGGGACUGAUACUUUAGCACCAUCUUUCCAUCCAGAUUUAUUCGAGAAAUUGAAAGAGGAAUUAUAUCUCACAAGUUUUACGAAAGAUAUAUUUUAUUUACAGCUUUCUGAGCAGUCAGAUCUGCAAAUGGAAUCUGAUCGGCAUUGUCAUCAGCUUAUUGAUGAAAUACCUGUGCUUCGUUCUUCCAUCAAUGAGGUUCACAUGAAGAACGCAUGCCUUGUAGAAGAGCUAGCACAAUGCAGGUCUGAACUCCAGGUUUGUGCUAAUGCAAGGGAGGAGCUGCAAAACCAAUUUCAUACUGCAUUGGCACAGGCUGAGGAAUUUUCUGCUAAAGCAAAUGAGUUGCACGUUAGCCUUGUAAGGUCACAAGAGGAUUUAUCGAGCCUCUUGUCUGAAUUAGCUGAUUACAAGAAUCUGGUGGCCGCUAUACAGGUGGAUAAUGAUAACUUAAAUAGGACUCUUCAUUCGCUGACUGAGGAGAGAAAGACACUUGCAGAGGAAAAGGAAUCUUCUCUCCAUGAGAAUGAAAAACUGUCAAUGGAGUUAGCUAGAUACAAGGAUUUGGUGGUCACUUUUCAGGAGGAGAGUGAACAGUUAAAUGUGACUCUUGCUUCGCUGACUGAGGAGAGAAAGGCACUUGUGGAUGAGAAACUGUUGUCUCUUCAGGAGAAUGAGAAGCUACUGGCGGAAUUAGCUGAUUGCAAGGGCUUGAUUGCUGCUUUACAGGUGGAACAUUCUGACAUAAGUAAGAAUCUUGCUCUAAUGACAGGAGAGAGAAUGAAGCUUGAAGAAGAAAAGGAGCUUCUUGCAUGUGGGAAAGAGAAAGCAGCUCUUGACUUGGAAGAGUGUAAGGGUUUGCUUGCUGCUCUACAAGAUGAAAAGUCUAACUUGAAUGGGAACCUUACUUUAGUUACAGAGGAGAGGAAGAAGCUUGAGGAGGACAAGGAGUAUCUUUUCCAUGAAAAUGAGAGACUUGCUUCUGAGUUGCUUGUUCUCCAAGAGCAGUUAACUACAGAACGUGAGGAACACAUGCAACUUGAGGCUGAGCUAAAAGAAGUAACAGUGCGCCUAGAGCAGUUAAUGGAGGAAAACAGUUUUCUCAGUGCCAGUCUGGACAUGCAGAAGGCCAAGAUUGUGGAAAUUGAUGGCAGGGAAAACCGGGAUGUUGAAGCUGGGAGUCAAGUACAAAGUUUGGAUGUUGGUAGCAGGGUCCAAGAAAAUGCAGUUGACAAUGAACAUUCUUGCCAAAUCCCUUCUAAGCAAGAUCCUGAAGCUUCCGUUGUGGUAUUGGAGAAAACCUUACCUGUUGAUGUCGUUGGUGGGCCAUCACUUGCACUGCUUGAACAGGAAGUCUUUGAUGAUUCUUCUGGUUUUCUAGUCUUGAAGGGACACUUGAAGGAGGCUGAGGGAAUAUUGCAAAACCUUGAAAAGUCAUUUGAACAGAUGCACUUUCAUUCAGCCUUGUUACAGCGCUCCAGCAGUAAAUUGGCUGCACCAGGAGUAUCGAAACUGAUUCAAGCCUUUGAGUCAAAGGUCCAACAUGAUGAGCCUGAGGUUGAGGAAGGAGAUUUGACUGAAUACAAAUCACUGGCAGAUCAAUUUAAUUCAACAAAAGAGGUAACAGAAAAUUUGAGAGCUGUGCUUAAGCUCUUGGGUCAGGAUACUGAUAAUGCUAGUGCACUUUAUAGACGUGAGCGGGAUUGUAGAAAAUCUGCUAAUUUCACAUUUGGGGAGCUCAAGGUUCAACAUGAAGCUUUGAAGGAUUACGGUGACAAUCUUGAAGCAACCAACAUUGAGCUGGGGAUUCUGUAUGAAGCUGCUAAGCAACAUGCUUUUGCAAUUGAAGCCAAGAAUAAUGAACUUGAGGUUCUUUAUGAAGCUCUAAAGUAUCAAGAAAGUAGCCUCAGUUCAGAAAAUGCGGAGCUUGGUGAGAAAUUGAGCGAGUAUCAUUUGAGAAUUACUGAAAUGCAGAGUCACUUUUCUGAUUUACAGCAAAGGUCAGAUGAGAUGGCUUCUGCUCUAAAUCACCAGUUGGAAAGUUUACAGAAGGAAGCAGCUGAGAGGGCAUUGAUGCUUGAACUAGAAUGGAAAUCUACAGUUACUCAGAUUGUUGAAACAGUCAGGAGGCUUGAUGAGUCUAUUGGGAGAGUCUCCAACUCCACCUUCUCAAAUAACAGCAAUGAUCUCUUGGAUGUAAAUAGCCUGGUCACUACUUCUGUUAGUUUUGCCAUUAACAUAAUCCAGGAUCUGCAAGAGAAACUAGAAGCUGCUUAUACAGGUCAUGAUGCGCUAUCUGGUUCUUAUAAAGAAGUCAAUGAGAAGUAUGAUGAUUUGCUCAGGAAGAAUGAAUUAAUGGUAGGGAUACUAAAUGAGUUUUACAAUGAUCUGAAGAAACUUGUGAUUGAUUCAUGUGUAUUGGUGGGUGAGCCUGAGAUAAACCCUCAAGUUGAGGAGCUGCCUGAUCCCUUAGAUUACAGCAAGUAUAAGAACUUCAUUGAACAACUGGAGUAUGUUUUAGGUGAAAGGCUGCAGCUCCAGUCUGUAACUGACCAACUUAAUUCAGAAUUGAUGAAUAAGACAAGAGACUUUGAGGAAAUGAGAAGAGAAUGCCUUAAUUCAAAUGCCAUUCAAAAGCUUAUAGAAUAUGUUGAGAGUGUUGUAGAACCGGAAAGCAAUGAGACUGACUCAGAUAAAACACCUGGUUCUCGCCUUGAAUUUUUAGUUUCUUUGCUUGUUAAGAAGUACAAAGACAUUGGUGAGCAGGUGACUGAUUGUAGGGAGGAGUUUGGAUCUAAGGUGAUGGAAUUGACAGAGGUGGAGGAAAAGAUACAUCAGUUAGAUGCAUUGAGACUUCAGCGUGAAUUGGAAAUCCUUGCUUUGAAAGAAAGCUUGCGCCAGGAACAGGAAGCCCUUAUGACUGCACGUUCUGAGUUACAGGAAAAAAUAAGUGAACUUGAACAGUCAGAGCAGCGAGUGUCUUCUCUUAGGGAGAAGCUUAGCAUAGCUGUCGCAAAGGGGAAAGGUUUGGUGGUGCAGCGUGAUGGUCUUAAGCAGUCAUUUGCGGAGACAUCUGCUGAACUAGAUAGAUGCUCUCAGGAAUUACAGGUGAAAGAUUCCCAGCUUCAUGAAUUAGAAAUAAAACUGAAGACUUACUCAGAGGCAGGUGAGCGUGUGGAAGCUCUGGAAUCUGAGCUUUCAUACAUUCGCAACUCAGCUACCGCAUUAAGAGAAUCAUUUCUUCUCAAAGACUCUGUACUGCAGAGAAUUGAAGAGAUUUUAGAAGACCUAGAUCUGCCUGAGCAUUUCCAUUCUAGAGAUAUUAUUGAAAAAGUUGAUUGGUUAGCAAGGUCCACCACUGGUAAUUCUUUGCCUCCCACUGAUUGGGAUCAGAAAAGUUCUGUUGGUGGUUCAUACUCUGAUGCGGGUUUUGUCACUGUGGAUACCUGGAAAGAAGAUGCACAACCAAGCUCAACUGUAGGGGAGGACUUGAGAAGAAAAUAUGAGGACCUUCAGAGCAAGUUUUAUGGGUUGGCAGAACAAAAUGAAAUGCUGGAACAGUCCUUAAUGGAAAGGAACCACUUGGUGCAAAGAUGGGAGGAACUUUUGGACGGAAUCGAUAUGCCUUCACAGUUGCGGUCCUUGGAACCUGAAGAAAGGAUUGAAUGGUUGGGAGGUGCACUUUCAGAGGCUUAUCAUGAUAGAAAUUCUUUACAAGAGAAGAUUGAUAACCUUGAAAACUAUUGUGCGUCUUUAACUGCAGAUUUGGAAGCGUCUGAAAAGAGAAUAUAUGAUCUUGAGGUGGGCCUUCAAUCAGUUACUCUUGAGAGGGAGCAUCUUUCUGAAAGAUUGGAGACUUUGACUUCUGAUCAUCAUAACCAUGCAGCAAAGGCAGCUGAGUUUGAACUUGAGAAUGAAAACCUCCAGAAUAAAGUUAGUGGUUUGCAGGAAGAAUUGGUUAAGAGGAUUGAAGAGGAGGAAGGUCUUCUCAAGAUGGAGGGUGAGAUAAGGAGAUUGCAGGACUUGGUUUGUGAUGUAUUACGGGAUCCUGAAUUAAAAGAUUUGGUUCCUGGUGACAGUAGUAUUGCAUGUUUGGAAGGAUUACUGAAGAAACUUAUAGAGAAUUAUACUAGUCUUAAUUCUAUGAAUACUGAACUUGUGAAUAUUGAAAUGGACCAGACCAAGCUAGGUGAUGAAGCCAGAAGCAGAGAAGCACUGACUACUACUCAGGAGGAUGUAGCUUCUUUGAAAAAAGAGCUGGAGGAGGUGCUGCAUGACUUGAUGCAAGUGAAGGAGGAAAGAGAUGGACACUUCAGAAAGCAUCAAUCUUUGCUUCAUGAAGUUCAAGAACUUGAAAGGAAAAGGGAGGAGUUGCAAGACCUACUAAAUCAAGAAGAGCAGAAGUCAGCUUCUGUGAGAGAAAAGUUAAAUGUUGCUGUUAGAAAAGGGAAAUCUUUGGUGCAACAACGGGACACUCUGAAAAAAACCAUUGAAGAGAUGAAUACUGAGCUGGAAAACUUGAAAUCUGAGCUUAGCUACCGGGAAAAUGCUCUGGCUGAUUAUGAAUUGAAGAUCAGGGACCUCUCUUCUUAUCCUGAAAGAUUACAAGCUUUAGAAGCGGACAAUUUGUUCUUGAGGAAUCAUCUGACAGAAACUGAGCGCGUUUUGGAGGAGAAAGGACACCUUUUACACAGGGUAUUUAACUCCAUAGCUGACAUUGAUGUUGGUGUGGAAAUUGAUACCUUUGAUCCAGUGGAGAAGCUGGGGCGAAUUGGGAAAGUGUGCCAUGAUUUGCAUGCAGCUGUUGCUUCUUCUGAACAAGAGUCACGGAAGUCCAAGAGAGCUGCAGAGCUACUGCUUGCAGAGUUGAAUGAGGUUCAAGAGAGAAACGAUGGUCUUCAGGAAGAUCUAGCAAAGGUUGCCAGUGAACUUACAGAAGUCAUGAAGGAAAGGGAUGUGGCAGAGGCUGCUAAACUUGAAGUUCUGUCGCAACUUGAAAAGUUAUCCACAGUUCACUCUGAAGAGAAUAGGAAACAAUAUUCUGAAUUAAUGAUAUUACAAUCUAGUGUAAAUGAACUCAGGAAGGGCUUCAAUGAUAUUCAUAAUCUACUAUCUGAUGUUUCUUCGAAGGACUUAGAAUUUCUGCAAAAUUUGGAGGUUAACAUCAAGUCAUGCUUGGAAGGGGAUGAUGCUCGAGAUGUGGCUGGCUCGCCAUACAUUACAUCCAGCAAUUUAGAGAACAAGAACUUUCAAUCCAUGGAUACUUGGUCAGUUACCAAUAUGCAGGACCUUAUGGAUGAUGAUGCUAUAGUCAAAGUUUGCAGUUUAAUCCGGCAUCACUUGCAAGGUUUGAUGACUGAAAUUGCUGCACUCAAAGAAAAGUUCAUUGUGCACUCAAAAUUAUUACAUGAACAAGGUCACAGUAUAUCGAAUGUACUGGGGAUCUUGCACAGAGAAAGAAAUUCUCUGAAAGAGUCAUUUGAAGCUAUGAGGCGAAACAUUAUGCAUAUAGAAUCAAUUGGGAAAGAGAAAGACCUGGAGAUUGUUGUGUUGAGAAGAAACAUUGCCUUGCUUUAUGAAGCCUGUGCUAAUUCAGUCUUGGAAAUUGAAAAUAGAAAAGCUGAGCUGUUAGGAAAUAAUUUGGCUACUGCUGAUCAGGGGACUUACUUGAAGCAUGUAACAUUAGCUGAUGGAGGACUUCCUCUUAGUGGACAAGAUAGUGUUUCAUCCGAGGAACAUAUUAGGACUGUGGCAGAUAAACUUUUGUCAACAAUGAAAGAUUUUUCGAGCAUGAAAGCUGAAAUUGCUGAAGGAAGCCAAAGGGAAAUGAAAAUUACCAUAGCAAACUUGCAGAAAGAGCUGCAGGAGAAGGAUAUCCAAAAAGAACGAAUUUGCAUGGAGCUUGUUGGUCAAAUCAAGUUAGCUGAAGCAGCUGCUACGAAUUACUCGCGAGAUCUUCAAUCUUCAAAAACACUGGUGCAUGAUUUGGAGAAAGAAGUGGAAGUAAUGAGGGAAGAACAGAAGUCAUUACAGCAGAGAGUAAAAGAACUGCAGGAAAGACUCAAAUCACUGACAGACGUGUUAUCAUCCAAAGAUCAGGAAAUUGAGGCCCUCACACAAGCACUUGAUGAGGAGGAGAUCCAAAUGGAAGAGUUGACAAAGAAGAUCGAGGAACUAGAAAAAGUUUUGCAACAAAAGAACACAGAUUUGGAGAACCUUGAAGCUUCUCGUGGAAAGGUUGUGAAAAAGCUUUCCAUCACUGUGAGCAAGUUUGAUGAGCUUCAUAAUCUAUCGGAAAGUCUUCUAGCUGAGGUUGAACAGCUUCAAUCACAAUUACAAGAUCGGGAUGCUGAGAUCUCCUUCUUAAGACAAGAGGUCACUAGAUGCACCAAUGAUGUUCUUGUCACAUCACAAAUGAGCAACAAAAGAGAUUCAGAUGAGAUAUACGAGUUUCUGACUUGGAUUGAGGCAAUCUUUUCUCGUGUUGGGGUACCUGUUUUGCAUUUUGAUACUAAAAACAGUAAGGUGCCUGAAUACAAGGAAAUAAUACAGAAAAAGAUUAGUUCUGUUAUAUCAGAAUUGGAGGACCUACGGGGGGUUGCUCAAAGUAGGGAUGAAUUGUUGCAAGCAGAACGGAGUAAAGUGGAGGAGUUGACACGCAGAGAAGAAACUCUCAAGAAGACUUUGCGUGAGAAGGAAUCCCAAUUAGAUUUGCUUGAAGCUGAGGGAGAUGUUGGUCAGGCUGCUAGUUUGAACUCAGAAAUUGUGGAAGUUGAACCUGUGAUAAACAAGUGGGCAUUAGCGGGGACCUCCACAGCAUCCCAAGUUCGUAGUUUGCGUAAAGUCAAUAAUGAUCAAGUUGCUAUUGCUAUAGAUAUGGAUGAUGGUAGCAAUAGUAGGUUAGAAGAUGAAGAUGAAGAUAAAGUUCAUGGUUUCAAAUCACUUACCUCAUCAAGAAUUGUUCCAAGAUUUACAAGACCAAUAACCGAUAUGGUAGAUGGCUUAUGGGUUUCUUGUGAUCGGGCGCUUAUGCGACAACCUGCCUUACGGCUUGGCAUUAUAAUCUAUUGGGCUGUACUGCAUACGCUGUUGGCAGCUUUUGUAUUUUGACAAGCCAAUCUGGUUUUCCAUCUGUUUUUGAGUCAAAGUUUAGCAAGGAGUGCCACCCACGAUUUUUCCUUCAAAUGCAUACUUGGCUCAAUAAUCAUUUUUUAUCUUUCUGAACAUGGACCAUUGAUUCAUUAUUUAGCUCAACCAGGCAACUUUGAUUUGCUGUUUUUAUCUGUAUGCAUCUCAGAUUGCUUGGUUAUGUCCAAUAAGAAAAAAUCAUCGUUACAAUUACAUAGGACAUAGAUUAAGGAUUGUUCACUUUGAACCCAACCAAAGGUUGUAUGAUGCUACUGUAGUUAAAAAGAUUUGUCUACAAGCAACAGAUUUUGUUAGUUAUACACAAACAAGAAUGCUGCAUUUUGAAUGG